GGCUGAGAUAGCAAUGAGUAAUCAAGAGGUGGUCAUUCUGAGCGUGGGAGGUGUGAGAUUCGUAACCCGGGCUUCUACCUUGCAGCAGUUCCCCGAGUCCAGGUUAGCACGGAUGUUGAACAGUGAUGACCCGGAAUUUAAACUGGUGAAUGGAGAGGUUUUUGUGGACAGAGAUGGAACUUUGUUUAGGUACAUCAUGGACUUCUUGAGGACUCUCCAGGUCUCCUUACCUACUGAUUUCUCAGACUAUCAGAGGCUGCAGAGAGAAGCAGAAUUCUAUGGACUCUACCCUCUGGCCGACCUCCUGAGCCAGGAACACUUGCUGAAGCCGAGGCUGGAGAUCUUGGAAGUGCGUUUUUCUCUCCAAGAGAUGCAGGCCUUUUUCCGGAUCUUCGGUUCCUGCAGUACCACCGUUGAGACACUAGCUGGACAGAUCACUGUGUUUACAGGGCAGCAGUCAGGACAGAGCUGGAACAGCCCUUUUCCUUCUCAGAAACCACUCGUUCCACUUCCUUUGGAAAGGCCUUCUCAUCACGACAUGGUGUUUCAGUGCGGUACUGACUACUCUGCUGGUGACCAGUUUGUGGCCAGGUAUGUUUCCAUAAAGCCUGACAAUAGGAAGCUGAUUAACGGUACUAAUGUGCUAGGCCUGCUGCUUGACACUUUACUCAAAGAUGGAUUUCGCCUUAUAAGCACCAGGACAGUCUCCGGUGAAGAAAAAGUCGAAUGCUACAGUUUUGAAAGGAUGCAGAGGCCAGCAGGCCCUGCCGUCACGGUGAACCCAACCCCAGGGAGCUCCGGGGUAGCACAGGCAAGGAGAAAGCAAGUGCAGAAAGGGAAAUAAAGGCUUUUCCUUUCCUCUUUUGAAGGUGGAAGAGGGGUGUGUCAGCGGUAGUGGCCUUUUUUUUGUUGGCUUGUUUGAAACUGCAACUAUUGAGGGAAGUGACAAACAAACAGAUUUUUUUUUUUUUCAAGUAUUCGGAAAAAAAAAUUGCUUUCCUGCCUUUUACCACUCCACCCUCUUCAACUCUAAAUAAAAGUGAAUCACAGGUUCACUACUGGUUUUGUGGACCAGAUACCAGCAUUUUCAAGGGUCAUUUUUGGUUUUCACUGUGGCUAAAAUUUAUAUUAGGACUUGCAAAAAAUCAGCCAUUCCUUCUAGAAAAUCGUUUUAAUGUUCUGUGCUAACCUGUAAGUAGAUUUUAAAUACGUGAAGAAAUAACAGCUUGACACAACUGUCACCCCAGCAGUUUGGAGAAGUGGCUGGAAGAAGAAUGCAUGCCUCAACGAUUGAAUAUUGCUUCUGCUUUCAAAAGAUACACGUACACCGAUUCUCUUGCAAUUAGCUGAAAGCAACGUAACAGAAACAUCCCAAGUUGUAUUGCUCUCGGGCUCCGGACAUGAGAAAGUGGCUUUGUGAAGCCACCACUAGCGUCCACAAAAUAACGUGUUACUGUCUCUUGCAGAAUACUCCUCUGUCCUCUCCUCCCACUCCGAAGGCAUUAAGCUGCUCUUCAGUGCUGAGAAUUAAAUGAUAAAGGUCUUUGCGAACAAAGGGUCAGUUAAUUUUUAGAGCUUUAACUACAAAAAGAAUAAGAAUGUGAUAAACAGUCCUUCUGAUGGAAUAGUACAAUUUAAAACAAAAUAGUACACAGGAUUUCUUACCACUUGUUAAGCGCAAAACAUAUUUAGGAGGAAGGCUUGGCAGAAGUGUCUUUAAAAGCCUUGGGAUUGUUAGCCCCGUACAAUGCUUUGUAACGAUGCCAAAAUUAGCUUGGGUGCCAGGAGAGGUAAGUUAAUGAGGCCUUAUAAACUAAGAAUCUUUUGUCCUCCCUUCAAGGCAGGGAAAGAAGAUAGCAAUAACUUCAAGGAUUCGUUAUUUGAAUCUGACUUCUGUUAUUGAUAAAGCACGAUCUUUCCAAAGUUACAAACAGCCAAAUAGAGCUUGUUUGGGCUUUCUUGGCUGACUAAUUAGUUCUGGCUUUUCAUUAGCUCUAAAACGUGAAUUUAUGACUUUAUUUGCAGCACUUAAAAAUGGGGGUGGGGGGUGGGAAUCACCCGUCUGUUUCUUGCCCUUAGGAGUCUCAGUGAAAUGGAUCUGCCCAGGGUGGUGGUGCGGCUAUCGGACAUCUCUUUUCUUUUGCUACCACUGUAAUCCGUUUUAGCUUGAGACAAGUUCAGAAGUUCAGCAGCAAUGACGAGGUCCUCUUCACUCGGUCUAGACCACUCUGGGUUGAGAAUAACGUGAUUAGGGGACUACAUCUCCUCAGCUGCUUACGGGUUAUGCAAUGUAAUAAAUGUUGAGGAAUGUAAGAGUG
Molecule: messenger RNA, 2318 nt
Organism: Aquila chrysaetos chrysaetos
Lineage: Eukaryota; Metazoa; Chordata; Aves; Accipitriformes; Accipitridae
Gene: KCNRG
Product: potassium channel regulator
Exons: 2
Coding region: 14-844 (276 amino acids)
Biological process (GO): negative regulation of delayed rectifier potassium channel activity; protein homooligomerization
Cellular component (GO): endoplasmic reticulum
Molecular function (GO): protein binding
Source: RefSeq, a predicted model, not a curated record